Lemur catta (Ring-tailed lemur) is the source of this 2072-nucleotide messenger RNA. It is a transcript of the gene TNIP2, whose product is annotated as TNFAIP3 interacting protein 2. The transcript has 6 exons. Gene Ontology annotation, biological process: regulation of transcription by RNA polymerase II; cellular response to lipopolysaccharide. Lineage: Eukaryota; Metazoa; Chordata; Mammalia; Primates; Lemuridae. The record is from RefSeq and is a predicted model, not a curated record. Bases 72 to 1370 code for a protein of 432 amino acids. Gene Ontology annotation, molecular function: K63-linked polyubiquitin modification-dependent protein binding.
GAAGGCCGGCAGCCCGCCGGGCCCGGCGCGGAAGUUGCGCGGACGCGCGCCUUCCCAGGCAGGCCGCAGCCAUGUCGUCCUGGGACGCGGGGUCCGGCGGGCGGGAGGGGACCCCGCGCGCAGCCGCCGCGCUCUGCAGCCUGUACCACGAGGCCGGGCAGCGGCUGCGGCGCCUGCAGGACCAGCUGGCGGCCCGGGACGCCCUCAUCGCGCGCCUCCGCGCCCGCCUGGCGGCGCUCGAGGGGGACGCGGCGCCGUCGCUCGUGGACACGCUGCUGGAGCAGGUGGCGCGCUUGCGGGAGCAGCUGCGGCGGCAGGAGAGCGGCGCAGCAGAGGCCCAGUUGCGCCAGGAAAUUGAGAGACUUACUGAGCGACUAGAAGAAAAAGAGAGGGAGAUGCAGCAGCUGUUGAGCCAGCCACAGCAUGAGCGAGAGAAGGAGGUCAUCCUGCUGCGGAGGAGCGUGGCAGAGGAGGAACGGGCCCGGGCCGCCAGUGACGUUCUGUGCCACUCCUUGGCCAAGGAGACCCACCAGCUGCGGAGGACACUGGCUGCCACUGCCCACAUGUGCCAGCAUCUAGCCAAGUGUCUGGGUGAACGACAGCGUGCACAAGGGGACGUAGAGGAGAAAAGUCCUGACAAGCCAGAGCACACAGGCAGGGACGCCUCUGUCCGGAAUAUUAUUGAGGAGUUACAGGAAGAAAAUCGACUGUUAAAACAGAAGGUGACUCACGUGGAAGACCUCAAUGCCAAGUGGCAGCGCUACGACGCCAGCAGGGACGAGUACGUGAGGGGGAUCCACGCGCAGCUGAGGGAACUGCAGGCCCCGCACGAGCCUGAGCUGAUGAGGAAGGAGAUCUUCCGGCUCAACAGACAGUUGGAGGAGAAAAUAAACGACUGUGCAGAAGUCAAGCAGGAGCUGGCAGCCCUGAGGAUGGCCCGGGACGCUGCCCUGGAGCGGGCGCAGAUGCUGGAACAGCAGAUUCUUGCUUACAAGGAUGACUUCAUGUCGGAAAGGGCAGAUCGGGAACGGGCUCAAAGUAGGAUUCAAGAGCUAGAGGAAAAGGUCACCUCUUUGCUGCACCAGGUGUCCUGGAGACAGGACGUUCGAGAGCCAGACCCCUGCUGGAUUCAUACCGGGAGCAAAACUGCCAAGUACUUGGAAACUGAUGCAUUGGAGCCUGUGGUGCCUGGUGGCCGGAGGCCGGGGCCUGGGUCCCAGCAGCUGGAACUGGAACCCCCUGCAGAAGGCAGACUCACCAGCACAGCCCAGAGAGGCCAGGGCGACCUUCAGUGCCCCCACUGCCUGCGGUGCUUCAGCGAUGAGCAAGGUGAAGAGCUCCUCAGGCAUGUGGCCGAGUGCUGCCAGUGAGCCAGGCAUUCCCUGUGCCCUUGUGGGUCCCCGCCUAGCGCAGCCACCCUCAGGGACAGGGUGGGUGCUCUCAGACACGGUGGGUUGAGCUCUACUGAGAUCAAGGCCCCUAGAAUGGGCGCUCUGAUUGUUCACCUUGAUCCCCCUUUGGCUGUGGAACAGGCCGGGUCAGAGGAAGCUGCCAGCAGGGCUGGGGUUGGAGGCAGAGACGGACGGGGUCAGGAGCAUCAGUCAUGGGGAAGCCCCGGUCUCACCUCUCCAUCAUGCUGAAACCAGAGCAGUCUGCUGCUGGUGUGCCAGCCCCCACGCAGCCCCCACGCAGCCUGCACUUGCAGAUGCCGCAGCCUGCCUGCAAGGGGCCGCUGCCUGUGGGAGCCACGUGUGCAGUCCCCAGGGUAGCUCCAUCUUGUUCUAUAGAAUAAAGUGUCCCCUCCCUGCCUUGGAUUGGGAGGUUUGCAGACCGGAGUACUGUAGCUGCACAUCUCACUAGGGGGCCCAUCCCCAGCCAUGGCAGAGCCACAUGUCUGCAUUGAUAUUGAAAUUGAAAACAUCGCACAUGUCUGCCACGUCUGAAUUGAAAUUGAAAUUGAAAAACGAUGCAUUGCAAUAGCAUUUAUCAUGUAUCCAGAAGUUAAAACACACUCAUUUUAUAUUCAUUUAUUUUUAUAAUAAAUGUACUUGCUACUGUGACUGCUCUGAGAA